Messenger RNA from Morone saxatilis (striped sea-bass), 918 nucleotides. RefSeq names its product myelin-associated glycoprotein-like. The transcript has 6 exons. NCBI's taxonomy places the organism in Eukaryota, Metazoa, Chordata, Actinopteri, Moronidae. The coding region runs from base 1 to 918 and encodes 305 amino acids. The record is from RefSeq and is a predicted model, not a curated record.
AUGUUGAAGAACCUCCAUAGAUUUUGCUGUCUUUCCUCUUUUGUUGUGAAUUUGACUGAUGUGCUCUGUGUUACAGUGGUACAGGGUCAGAAUGACUGGGGAGUGACUUACACCUCUACUGAGAUCUGUGCCUUAAAAGGAUCAACAGUGGACAUAAGCUGCACCUACAAAUACCCAUCCAGAAUCGAGAAAAAAAUGGAUGAAGAAACCUCUUCUCAGAGAGUCUCUGUUAAUGACACCGGCAACUAUUCCUGUGCUGUUAAAGGACAUGAGGAUUUCCCCUCUCCUUCAGUGUAUAUUCUAAAUCUUCCAUCAGUGUUAGUGAGUCCCUCUGGUGUGAUAGUGGAGGGGAGUCCGGUGGCUCUCAUCUGUAGCACUAAUGCUAUCCCAGCACCUACUUAUACCUGGUACAAAGAGAAUGGAAAUCCAGACCUUCAUCCUCCCAGUAAAGAACCACAGCUUGUCUUCAGGUCCAUCCAGUCCUCUGACUCUGGAGAGUAUUACUGUAUGAUAGAGAACAAGCUGGGGAGGAGAACAUCUGAAUACAUCUCUAUUAAUGUGAAAUAUGCUCCAAAGACUAUCUCAGCGAGUCCCCAUGGUGAGAUAGUGAAGGGCAGUCCAUUGACUCUUAACUGCAGCAGUGAUUCUAACCCAGCACCUAAGUAUACCUGGUACAAGGAGAACCAAACACUGAUUCAAGGACCAAAAGGCAUUUUUCAUUUCACCUCUAUCAGAUUAGAGGACAGAGGAAUUUACUACUGCAAGUCUGAGAAUAAAUAUGGACAGAUCAACUCUACAGCCGUUCACAUAGAUGUCCAGUUGACACCCAAAGCACAACCCAAGGCCACACAGUUCUAUGGACAAAGUUUUAACCCACUGGCCGACUGCAAUCCCCCAAACAAGAAUGAACAGCCUUAG